CGGCACCGCGCGGUGCUGAUUGGCUGCCGGGCCCGCCCGUCGCCGCUGUUGCUAGGUGACGGCGGCUGUGGGGGAAGCGCCCGCCAUGUUGGAGGCGGCCGUCAUGGCGGCGGCGGAGGAGGCGGCGGCGAUGGCGGAGCUGGCGGAGCUGCUGGCGCCGGCGGCGGGCGCGGCGGCGCGGGCCGGGGCGGCCGAGGCGGCGCUGUCGCUGUCGGGGAGCGCGGCGGGGCGGCGGCUGCUGGCGGGGCGUCCGGCGGCCCUGACGGCCUUGCUGGAGCUGGCGGCGGGGCCGAGCCCGCCGGCGGCCCGCGCCGCCCGGGGCUGCCUGGUGAACGUCUCGGCCGAACCGGCGGCCCGCGGCCCGCUGCUGGCCGCCCUGCCCGCGCUGCUGGGGCUGCUGCCGGACGGGCCGGCCUGCGGGGCGCUGGCCAACCUCUGCCGGGAGCGCGGCGCGGCGCGGCGGGUGCUGCGGGGCCUGCGGGAGCGCGGGGCCGGCCUGGCGCCGCUCCUCCGGGCCCUGGGCGAGCCCCGGCCGCCGCCGCAGCUCGGGCCGCUGCUCUGCAACCUCAGCCAGCUGCCCGAGGGUCGCCGAGGGCUUCUCGACCGCUGCCGGUGCUCGGUGCAGCGGUUGCUGCCCUUCACGCAGUACAAGGAGUCCGCCGUCCAUCGCCGGGGAGUCGUGGGGGCUCUCAGGAACUGCUGCUUCGAGGCGGAGGACCACGAGUGGCUGCUGGGUGAGGAGGUCGACAUUCUGCCCUUCCUCCUCUUGCCUCUGGCAGGCCCUGAGGAGUUUCCUGAGGACGAGAUGGAAAGGUUGCCCGUGGACCUGCAGUACCUGCCCCAGGACAAACAGCGAGAGGAAGAACCUGACAUCCGGAAGAUGCUGCUGGAAGCCAUCAUGCUGCUCACAGCCACCAAGGCCGGGCGGCACAUCGUGCGGGAGAAAGGGACGUACCUGAUCCUGCGGGAGCUGCACCGCUGGGAGCGCGAGCCCGAUGUGCUGGCUGCCUGCGAGAAGCUCAUUCAGGUGCUGAUCGGGGACGAGCCCGGCCCGGGGAUGGAGAAUCUGCUGGAGGUGAACAUCCCCGAGGAGGUGGAGGAGCAGCUGCGACGCCUGGAUCGGCAGGAGGAGGAGGAGCGGUGGCGGCGGGAGGAAGAUGAGGAGGAGGAGGAGGAAGAGGCGCGGGGCUCGACGCCGUGCCCCGAGGAGCCGUCGCGGUGAGGGGCUGCCAAGCUCGGCGUUGCCCAUGGACUGAGGCUGCCGGGACCCUCGGCCCGCCGGGGGGGGGGCAGCUUGGCCCCCGUCCUCCCCACCCCUCGCCAAGCAAAUUGGGGGUCCUGUGGGACAGGGUUCCCCCACACUUCACCCAGCUCUGCCGCUCCCGCUGCGGGAUGAGGCUGAAAUGGGACACACACACACACACACACACACACACACACACACACACUGGGGAAGGGCCGAGCUGCCCCAAAGUGCCUUGUAAAAUAAAAGGUUUUCAGCCCAAA
Tyto alba (common barn owl) is the source of this 1506-nucleotide messenger RNA. It is a transcript of the gene HGH1, whose product is annotated as HGH1 homolog. The record is from RefSeq and is a predicted model, not a curated record. The coding region runs from base 86 to 1222 and encodes 378 amino acids. The transcript is spliced from 6 exons. NCBI's taxonomy places the organism in Eukaryota, Metazoa, Chordata, Aves, Strigiformes, Tytonidae.